This is a messenger RNA of Actinia tenebrosa (Australian red waratah sea anemone), 713 nucleotides long. Its product is annotated as histone H2A-like. The record is from RefSeq and is a predicted model, not a curated record. NCBI's taxonomy places the organism in Eukaryota, Metazoa, Cnidaria, Anthozoa, Actiniaria, Actiniidae.
GAAUAUGAUGUUGACUUCGGUGUAUAUCGUAUUUAUAUCAUUCUAAGCAUGGAUUACUUAGUAUGCGGAUCGAAAUGAUCUUUCUGUGAUUGGUUGAAUGUGUAGACAUAGUAAAUAAUUCAUCAAAGAUCAUAUGGAAAUAAGAUCGGGUGUCAGGAAGGGUUUUUGCUAUUGGUGGAUUGUGAUCCUUAUUGUGCAGUGACCGAAGUAUAAAUUUUUUGGCGCUUGAUUAUUUCGACAUCUUGACUUUCGUAAAGCAAACCGAAAAUCUAUCGUAAAAAAUGUCUGGUCGUGGUAAAGGUAAAGCAAAGGGCACCAAGUCCAAAACUCGAUCAUCCCGUGCAGGGCUUCAGUUCCCAGUCGGUCGUAUCCAUCGUCUUCUCCGCAAGGGCAACUAUGCUCAACGUGUUGGUGCUGGUGCUCCAGUCUACAUGGCUGCAGUUCUCGAGUAUCUGAGCGCUGAGAUCCUCGAGUUGGCCGGUAACGCUGCCCGCGACAACAAGAAAUCCAGAAUCAUCCCCCGUCACUUGCAGUUGGCAGUCAGAAACGACGAGGAGUUGAACAAGCUUCUUGGUGGAGUCACCAUUGCUCAAGGUGGUGUUCUUCCCAACAUCCAAGCUGUUCUUCUUCCCAAGAAGGCCGAAAAGAAAAGCUCGUAAACAGUUCUAAACUGUUUGCAAAACACAAAACAACGGCUCUUUUAGGAGCCACGA